Messenger RNA from Cyprinus carpio (common carp), 2513 nucleotides. RefSeq names its product VPS9 domain-containing protein 1-like. Gene Ontology annotation, molecular function: guanyl-nucleotide exchange factor activity; small GTPase binding. Lineage: Eukaryota; Metazoa; Chordata; Actinopteri; Cypriniformes; Cyprinidae. The record is from RefSeq and is a predicted model, not a curated record. Gene Ontology annotation, cellular component: cytosol; endocytic vesicle. Gene Ontology annotation, biological process: vesicle-mediated transport.
GAAAACGCAGUAAUUACGUCACUAGUUGUUGCGGACUCACGCGACUGUUUUGGCAGGAUGGCUGCAUCUGUAAGUGACAGCACUCAGAGACCGCUGCAGAACGCCAUGAAACUUGUAAAAGUGGCCAUUCAGCUGGAUACUGGCAACAGACACAAGGAGGCAUACUGUGAAUACUUGAGAAGUAUCAGCUACAUCUCUCAUGCUUUGCUUGAAGAUGCCACAUCUAAACAGAUGGAGACGGUGGAAUUGGAGAAAAUGGUGAAACUAGUUGAGCAAUGUUUAGAGAGGAUUAAAUCAUGCAUCAUAAGAAAGCGAGAGUCCCCAAAAUCUGUCAUCUCCUCCACUCCUCUAUCCGCUAUUCCAGCUAUUAAUGUGACAAAUCAUCCCAAAUUGACAGAAACACCUAAUGCAGCUGCAUUGGUUUCUGAGACCCAAAGUAGAGAGCAGCCCACCAGACAUCGCAGAGUCCUCUCUGAGGGAGGGGAGACCGACUCCCCCUUCCUGCCACCUGAAGUCUUCCAGAAGCUUCAGUCAAUGGAAUCAAAAGACAACCAAAAGGAAUUAACGCCUAUUGAAGAAGCAUCACGUCUCAACCAGAAACUUAAGGCUAAUUAUGAGGCUCGGCUGGCAAGACUUACCCCAGGUCAGGCCACACAGAAAACCUCAUUGACUCUCUCACUCCAGAGGCAGAUGAUGGAGAAUCUGAUAAUAGCCAGAGCCAGGCAAGAUGCACUUCAAAGAAAAAUGGAGGAAAGGAGACUCAGGCUGCAGGAAGAAGCCAACAGGAGGUUUGUGACCUGUGGGACCAUGACAGCUGAGGAACAAGAGCAGCGGGUUCUGUAUGCAAGUGUACUUGAAUAUGAGCAAGAUCAUGAAUGGCCAAAAAUUUGGAAAGCUAAUCUGAAAAAGAAUCCAAAUGAUCCAACGCUGGUUUCAGGUCUUAUCUCAUGUCUUCUCAGCUACCCAGACCACCCAGUCAUGAAGUUGCUGAAGAGGCUUCAGUAUCGGGUGUAUAACAGACUCUAUCCCAUAGUGAGCCAGUGUGUUCCUCUGAGCACAGCGCCUGGUCACUCACUACCCUUAAAGCCCUCCCGCAGUGUCCAAAGCCUGCUCCUGUCCGACAGUCCUAUCUCUCCACAGCAGCAGCAGAGCCCGUUCAAAUCUGCUAUGACGCACAGCUUAUCUGACGCCUCCAUCUCUUUUUCCCCAUCCCACGACCUCAGUGCCAACAACACAACGUCUGAGACAGACCUGGAUGAGUCCUCAAAUCUGGUCUCUACAGAUAGGGAGAACUCUUUUGAGGAUCUAGAGAAGUUUCUUACUCAGCUGGACUGGGUUCCUUCUCACAGUGGUGAUGAUACAGACUCUGAUGUGACCUUCGACACAACACACACAGACCUAGAGUCUCGUGUUCAUCAUCUUGAGGAUCGUAUUUUGAAGGAACAUUUGAAGGCCAUCAUCAAAGACAUCCACAAUGCUAUUGAUCGCCUGCUGUCUCUGUGUCUUCUGUCCUUUGAAUGUCUCAACACUGCCAGUUCUAAGGACCAAUGUGUGGCAAGUAUAGAGGAAGUCUUCUUCACCCCUAUUUGGUGCCCUCUGUUGGCACUUUUUAGGAAGGUGUAUCGAGAACGGGAGCUGGCUGUUGAGAGCCACAUGCGUCUUCAUCGUAACGUUUCACCUGGUGAUGUUGGUGUAUCAUCCAAGCUGUUCCCCAGAGACCCAGCUGUGCUGCACGGUUCCUACCCAUACGAGUCAGCGGUGCAGGAGCUGAAGCUUCUGUGUAGAGACUAUUGUCCUCAGAAGAAACUGGAGUGUAUAGUGAGAACUCUACGAAUCAUCUGUGGCUGUGCUGAAGAGUACCGUCUCCUGCAAGAAAAUUAUCCUCCACCCAAAUCAGCAGCAAUAGGUGCUGAUGACCUGUUGCCCAUCUUGACGUUCGUGGCUUUACGCAGUCAAAUGCCUCAGCUGGUGUCUGAAUGUGCUGCGUUGGAAGAAUUCAUUCACGAGGGGUAUCUGAUCGGAGAGGAAGGGUACUGCCUGACGUCAAUGCAGAGCACGCUGACCUACGUUGAGUCAUUGCCCUUGGGUGGGGCUCCGCCCCUGACUGCCAAACCCACCUGACAUAGGGGCCUUAGCCUACGGAAAGAUCUCAUGGUGUUUUGACAAUCCUCAGGAGUUGGUGUGUCGCCGCUGCUCGGCACUGUGUAGUCCCAAAUCAGGCCAGACAUCAGUUCUGUUCAAAUCAUCCCCACCUACUGCUUUGAAGGGACUGGAGAAGGUUAUUCACUGCGUUUGGUUCAUCCGAAUGUGGUUUAAAAAAAAUAUAUAUGAGACUGAAUGGGAUGAAAUUAGCAAGAUGUUAGGAAAGUACUUGUGGAAAGUUUAGUUAAAAUGUUUUUUUUUUUUUCUUGUCCAAAUGAAUUUCCCAGGGAAUUUUACUAUGGAGAUGAAAGACUAAAGCACUACUAGCAUUUGUCAUCCUGUAACACCCCAUUUAUUAAACAAUAUAAAAA